AUGUCAGAUGAAGAUAUUAAUUUCAAUGAUUUGGUGGGGAAUAUCCUAAACGCACAUAACAAUCAAGAAUCACAAAGUCAAGAUGAAUCACAUAUCCCUGUCUCUACUCAAGACCAUCAAGAGUUGCCAGAUUUCACAGCAGACGAUGAAUCAUAUUUAGAAGCUGUGGCAAAUGCCAUUCAAACCAUAGAUAAGAAUGAAAAUGAGAAUAUAGCCACUGACAAAGCUGAGCCUCCAAUAGAUAUACCGAGAACGAAUAAUAAUGAUAAACCCGAUACAAAUGCAACGACAACUACAAAAUCCAUUACAAAGUCUAAAGCAAAACCAAAUAAUCAAGAAUGGCCAUCACAAUUACAAAACAACAGUAAAAAUACACAAACUGACCAAUUAGAUCAAGAUGAUGAAAACUUAAGAAUGGCCAUUCUUCAAUCUUUAAAUCAAUUGACAGAUGAUAUACUGGUUCCUGAACCUAUUACUCUUACUUCAGAAAACAAUAAUGUUGUUGAUUCUUCAAAACCUUCUAAAAAAGCAUCCACAAAGAAAAAAAAGAAAUCGCAUUCCAAAGUUUCUUCCUCAUCGACUACAAGUCAAACUUUGUCAAAAAUUAAAUCAGAUACGAUAACAAAAUCUGCUGCACCUUCACAAAAAUCUUCAUCACUUUCUAGAAAAAAGAAGAAAAAGGAUUCUAUUUCUACUGUUUCCGCAACUAAGCAUAAAGAUUCCAAAAAAUCAAAAUCAAAAGAUAAAAAAUCAUCAUCUCAACCUUCCACAGCUAAUACCAAUAUCAACAUUAAUACAAAUGAUGAUGACGAUGAUGAUCUUCUCAAUUUUGAAGAUAUUAUUAAAAAUUUCAUGCAGCAAGGUUUGACCGAUGAUGCAUCUAACCAUAUUGAUCAAUCAUCUACUCUACCUGAAGAAUCUCAAUCCAUCAUUACUGCAGAUGAAACACAAGCUUUAGUAGAGGCAGCUACAAAGGCAUUUGAACAAAACUUAAUAGAUACUACUGAACCCAUUUCAUUUUCUUCAAGACACGAUUCUUUAAAUAAAGUAAUAAAAUUAUCUGAACCAUCGAUAUCAAUAUCAAAAUCAAAAUCAAAAUCAAAAACCAAAGAUAAAGAUAGAGAUAAGAGCAAAGAUAAGAGUAAAGACAAGGAUAAAGACAGAUAUAAAGACAAGGAGAAGAUAAAAUCAAAAAGUAAAAAUAAAGAUAAGGAAAAAUCCAAAGAUAAAGAUAAAGAUAAAGAUAGGUCUAAAGAAAAAACUAAGGAGAAUGAGAAAUUGAAAUCCAAAGAAAAAGACAGAGAAAGAGAAAAAGAAUCGAAAAGUAAAUCAAAAUCAAAACUUUCCAAGCAUAAAGAUAAAGACCCGAAUAAUAGUAAUAUUAAUGAUAAUGAUAGUAAUAAUAAUAAUGCAUUAGACUCUUUGAAGAAAAAGAAAAAAUUGAAAAAAGUCAAGAAGAAAUUACCUAAAAAAGUAGAGCCUUCAACACCACAACAAAGAGUAACUCACAUCGAUUCAAAUGAUUUUUCGAAAGCUCUAGAAGAAGUAGUAAAUAGUGUUGUCAACACUUCUUUAUUAACUACAUCUCCUUCAUCACCAGUUGAAACUCCGCAUACAGAUGAUGCCCCUGGAAAACCAACAUUCUCUUCUAUACCUUUAUUAAUUGAAAAUUUAUAUCUUUCAAAUGAUGAUACUAAUAUUCCUACUACUUCUCAAGUUCCUAAUGAUGAUGACAACACUAGCAAUACAGCUGUAAUACCUACUGUCCUCCAUGAUAAAGAUGAUAAUAAUUUAGAACAAGCUGAUGAUGGUAAUUUUGAUCUAAAUCAAAUCAUGCAAAAAGCUAUGCUAUUGGCUUUUAAUGAAGAACAAAAUGAUGAAAAUGAAAUGAAUAAUAAUAAGAAUAAUAACAGUAAUAUUAUUAAUGAUAAUAGCAACAAUAAUCGUUUAGAACCGAAUCUUGGUGAUUUCAAUGUUAAAGAUAUAUUAUUACCUUCAAAGGUAUCUCCAAAAUUGUCCAAAUUUCAUGAACAUAAAUCGAAAUCAAAAAAAUCAAAAAGAUCAAGUAGUUCUAAAGAUAAAAAGUUAUCAAGAGAAAAACGUAAAGAGAAACAAAGGGAAAAAUCAAGAGAAAGGCAUAAAGAAAGGGAAAAAGAAAGGGAACAUGAAAGAAAUAAAAAAAUAUUAAAAGCAUUAAAUGAAUCAAGUUCAUUAAGUUUAAUGGAGCCGCUUAAAGCAACUUCGACACAUUUGUUAACUCAAGAUCAUUUCAAAAAACGUUACAAGAAAAUUGCUUCACAAGUAGCAGAAGUUGCAAAAAAGAGAAAUCGUGAUAAGCGUAAAGCAAUUAAAGCUAAAAAGCAAGAAGAACAACUAAAGGCAAGAGAAUUGAAAAAAAUAAGAAAGAGAGAAGAACUGAAUAAGCAAGAACGAGAAAGAAAGGAAUUAGAGGAAAUAGUUUCUAGAGGGCCUCCUUACCCGUAUGAUUUGAGAUUAACGAAAAAUGGUAAACCUAAAAAACCGUAUAGAAGAUGGACACCAGAAGAAUUAGCUAAAAGAAAUUUACUGAACUCCACGAACAGUGGCAAAGUUUCCAAGAAAAGGAAAGAUGGGAAAACUGAAUUAUUGGAAGAUACAUUAAGACGAAUUGCGCUUUUAUCUGAGAAUAGUACUAAUGUAUACGUCAGAAAUGAAGGUAAAGAUGCUGGUAUUGAAAAUAAUGAUAGUACAAUCACAACAACUACAAAUAGGUCUUUGUUGAAUAAUAUUGAAGGUUCAUUGAUCAAUAGCAAUCGCUUCCAAAGCUUGACAGGGGAUCUAUCAAAAUUAUCAGCACAAGAGGUUCAGGACUUAAAAGAAUAUGCUACUAGAAAAUUGGAGGAAGAAAGAAAUAAAACUAAGUCUAAGAAAACUAGAAAACAUACUUUUGAUCCGAAUGCCAAAACUGUUGUUCAUAAGGAAAAAAUUAAAUUUCAUCCACCUUGGUCAAUUCCAUUGCAUCCUCCAAUGGUAUUGCCAAUAGCAAGAAAGAAUAUUAAAAGACAUUUGCAUAGAUGGCAUUCAUCUAAAAUACACAAGAAAGAAAAAAGAAUUAGAGUUACUAGGUCAGUUCCACAAUCACUAAAUUUCACAGGUCCUAAAGAAUCCAUUGUACCAGCAUUCCUAGCACCUAUUAUCAAUACUUUGAAACUUGCAGCUAAAGCUAAAUUGAAAUCAGGGGCUACUGCGGAAGAGACCAAUAAACAUUUGAUGUAUAUUUUAAAAGCAACAAAGAAAACACUAAGUGAUUCUAUUCUUAAAUCGAAAAUUGGUUUUAGCCGUACUCAUCCAAUUAAAAUCGAAACGGGUAAGUCUAUUCCUCCAGCACCUACGAAAAAGCCUCUAAAUAUACCUAUCUUUAGCUUAGCAAGCAUCCGUAAAAUUGACACUUCUGAUGAUACCACCCAAUCCAAUGAUAUUAAAAAUAAAGAAGCUCAACAGAAAAAGGUACUAUUAACUAAUACAAUUCAUGCUUCAGUUACUAGUGUUGAUAUCGAUAUAGAUAAAGUGAAUGUCUCUGAUUCUAUCCCCGAUAAAUCUUUAUCAAUAAUAAAAGUUGAAGGUAAUAAAAAAGUUGACUCAUCUUUGGCACAUAGUACAACAAUAACAGGACCUUCAAUUGCAUCUACACCUUCUACCUCUCUACAUGACUCUCAUGUAGUCUCAAUGCCUACCAGUCAUGCUAGGAAAUCUACUAAUAUAUCCCUAGAGCUUUCGCCAUCUGUUUCAGAACAUUUAUCAUUAGAUCAUGAUAAUUUAGCAACUGGGGCUAAAAAUAAGGAUAUUGGUAUAUCAACUAUUGCAUAUGCAGAUCAAGCAGACAAGGGAAAAGAUGAGUAUGUUAAUGAUAUUUCUUCAACUUUAGACCUUCACAAUACUACCCACUCUAUUGGAGACGCGAUAAAUGCAAAAGAAAAUGUAAAUCAUGCUCAGACAGAUGCUUCAGUAAUAGAGAGUUCUGAUUUAUUAGGCGCUACCAAAACAAUGGAAAUAAUUGAAAAUCCAGAAACUAAUCACAACAUUGAAGGAUCAAAUUCAGAACCUAUUAUCAUAAAAGAUGAGCCUAUAAACUCAAUUAUCUCGAUACCGCUACAUCCUUCUUUGCCAAAUGAUUUAUCAUCCAUCUCGAAAGAUGUGAAUUUGAACUCUGCUUCAAAUAAAGAAGACUUGAAUGUUAGUGAUAGUAAAAAUGAUACAAAUCUAUCAUUACCGUUGCUAAUUGGCUCCUCUACUGGUGAGUUUACUAAUGACAAUGAGCCUAAACCAUCUUUGGCAGAAAUAUUACAAAACGUGGAAGAUAUUAACUCAAACCAAAAUAGAAACGAACUCAAUAAUAAUAGUAUGACAGAGGCAGAUCAAAUUAAGCCUAUACCCGAAUCUAUUUUACAUAUCAAUGGUCCUAUGGAUCAUAAAAAGCAUGUAAACAGUUUUACUCCAAAACUUAACAGGGUCUCAAAGAUUGAUACUAGUUCCAAUACCUCAAACAUCCAAGGCAUACUAGAAGAAAUUGUCAAGGAGCAACUGAUUAAAAAAAAUGGGAACUCUGAAAUCAUACCAGCAGGGUUAACAACAAUAAUUAAAAAUACUAUUAACUCUCUUUUACCCCUUGAAGAAAAUAAAAAUACGAUCGAUGUAGAGUCUUUAAUAAACCCAGUAUUUCCUGCUCUUAAUGGUUUACCCCCACCACCAAAUUUCAAAGAAACAUUAGAGGCUCAACAACAUGCUAAAGCCAUUAAAGAGGUAGCACCAACUGCUACUUUCUUAAUUCGUAAACAAGAUCGAUUGAAGCAAGCCAGUAAUGAAAAACCUAAAAACUGGGUUGACUUUGAAAUACCAGAAAUGUUCACUAUACCUGGUAAAAGAUCUAUAGUGUUACGCUAUGCUAGAAAACUGUUCGAUAAAGAUGAAAUGGAUAAAUUGAACAGAAUGUUAAAUAAUGAAAGAAAAAGAAAAUGGAGAAGCGCAAAUGUGCUACGUAAUUGGGAGCAUGAAACUAGAGCGAGAAUAAAAAGAUUAUCAAAUAAUAAGUUUAAGGGAAACAAUAAUAUUACAGAAGAGGAAAAAGAGCAAUGGAUGGAAGCUGAGUUUGAAAAUAGAAUGCGUGAUCACAAUGUGACACGUGCAGAUAUUGAGAAUUCAGGUACUACAGGUAAAGUUAAAGGUUCUAGUAUGUUAGAUGAUAGCGAAGUACUUAAUUAUAUUGUUCAAUUUACCGGAUCCAUUGAGACAUCCAAAAAAAUUGAAAAAUGGUUACAAGAGGAUGCUAAAUACUUUAUGAAUAAUUCCCAGCAACCUCUAACCCAAUUGUCUCUUUCUCAAUUGCCAAUUUCUAAACCUCCCUCAAUCACCAUUGAGAAAGUUACUACACCUGGUACAAUGAUUACUGGUUAG
Molecule: messenger RNA, 5430 nt
Organism: Henningerozyma blattae CBS 6284
Lineage: Eukaryota; Fungi; Ascomycota; Saccharomycetes; Saccharomycetales; Saccharomycetaceae
Gene: SPP41
Product: Spp41p
Exons: 1
Coding region: 1-5430 (1809 amino acids)
Source: RefSeq, a predicted model, not a curated record